This is a messenger RNA of Helobdella robusta, 306 nucleotides long. RefSeq lists its product as hypothetical. Lineage: Eukaryota; Metazoa; Annelida; Clitellata; Rhynchobdellida; Glossiphoniidae. The transcript is spliced from 2 exons. The coding region runs from base 1 to 306 and encodes 101 amino acids. The record is from RefSeq and is a predicted model, not a curated record.
AUGGAUUCGUCGACAGACUCCGAAGGCUACAAAUCAGAAUCAGAGGAUGAAAUUGACGUAAAAGAAAUUGAAAAAGUAAUCUCAGAGUACAACGAUAGAUUGUACAGAGAGGGGGAAAUAGAGUGUAACAAACUCCUACGCGAAGCUAUGCAAAAAUUUGUAGACGAAAAUCCGGGACCACCCACUGAGGCUGAUAAUGAUGAUGAUACAAGUGAUGAUGGUGAUGGUAACAAUGCCGAUUAUCUUCAACAACAAAAUCAGUCACAGAAACAACCAGACGAACAAGGACAAACAACCAUUACUUAA